Danio rerio (zebrafish) is the source of this 1900-nucleotide messenger RNA. The record is from RefSeq and is a predicted model, not a curated record. NCBI's taxonomy places the organism in Eukaryota, Metazoa, Chordata, Actinopteri, Cypriniformes, Danionidae.
CUCUCUAGCAGAUAUCUAUGGUCACACUUUACUUACUGGCUCUAUUGGAUUUGCUGUCCGCAAUGCUCAAAUACCUGGACUGGGCUCUUUUCUACAGAAAAUUUGACUGACUUAAGGUUCUCAAACAAUAUAUAUAAAGCUGUUUAUGCGGUAGCUCAUGCAAUUAAUAAUCUACUCUUAUGUGAGGAAAAUAAAAGCUCCAGUCCUAACGCCUGUCUGAAACUUGCAGAAAUAAAGCCUUGGCAGCUUUUAAACUCCUUGCAAAGUGUAAAUUUCACAACACCUGGGGGAGAAAGUGUCUUCUUUGAUAGCAACGGGGAUUCACCAGCAAGAUAUGAGCUGAUCAAUCUUCAAAGUGUUGACAGAGGCAAAAUAGAUGUGGAAACUAUUGGCUACUAUGAUGCCUCUCUGCCUAAAGAUCAACGGUUCUCCAUGAAUAAUGUUAAGGUAGUCUGGAGAGAAGGGGGAGAUCAGGUGCCUGUAUCUGUGUGCAGUACAAGCUGUCCCUCAGGCACCAGGAAAGCAAUGCAGAAAGGAAGACCGGUCUGUUGUUAUGACUGUAUACUGUGCCCACCAGGAGAGAUUAGUAACAAAACUGAUUCAGUUGAUUGCCUUAAAUGCCCUGUUACACAGUGGUCAAAUACAAGAGGAGAUGCCUGUAUCCCAAAAGAAAUUGAAUUUUUGUCAUAUGAUGAAAUAAUGGGAAUACUUUUGGGAUUGUUUUCUUUAAUUGGGGCAUUUUUUACUAUAGUAGUCACACUUAUUUUCUAUAUUUACAGAAGCACACCUAUAGUAAGAGCUAACAAUUCAGAACUGAGUUUCCUACUGCUCUUCUCACUGACUCUGUGUUUCCUCUGUUCACUCACUUUCAUUGGUCGUCCCACUGAGUGGUCGUGUAUGUUGCGACACACAGCGUUUGGGAUCACUUUUGUCCUCUGUAUCUCAUGUGUUCUGGGGAAAACAUUAGUGGUGUUAAUGGCCUUCAAAGCUACACUUCCAGGAAGUAAUGUCAUGAAAUGGUUUGGGCCUCUUCAACAAAGACUCAGUGUUGUUAGCUUUACUUUUAUACAGCUCCUUAUAUGUGCACUUUGGUUAAUAUUAUCACCACCAUUUCCAUAUAUGAACAUGAAGCAUUACCAAGAAAAAGUUAUUUUAGAAUGCAAUGUAGGUUCAGCUACUGGUUUCUGGGCUGUACUGGGUUAUAUUGGUCUCCUGGCUGUCCUUUGCUUUGUUUUGGCUUUUCUCGGAAGGAAACUACCUGACAAUUUCAAUGAGGCUAAAUUCAUCACAUUCAGUAUGCUCAUAUUUUGUGCUGUAUGGAUCACAUUUAUCCCAGCUUAUAUCAGCUCUCCUGGAAAGUUUAUCGUAGCUGUGGAGAUAUUUGCUAUUUUGGUGUCAUCCUUUGGAUUACUUUUCUGUAUUUUCUUGCCAAAGUGCUAUGUAAUUUUACUGAGACCAGAAAUUAACACUAAAAAGCAUGUCAUGGCGAAGAUAAAUAAAUAGUCAUUAAUAUAAACUGUACUUGCUAAAAUAAUACAUUGCAAUUUGUAUAUUAUAAAAGGAAAAUAACUGAGAUAUAAACAUGUUUUGUGCUAUAGAUAAAUUCAUUGUCAGACAUUACACUACAAUAAAUAUACCUGUAAGAAAAGUUGUGUUUUUUAGCAUAGAGCUAAAAAGCUGUUAAUUAUCAUAGAGCAGAUUUGAGAUUUACCAGACAUUUAUGUUACAUUUUCAUAGUCACAAAACACUUCUAAUACAAUAACGCCAAAGAAGAAAAAUAAUUAUAGACUCAAUUAUUAUAAAACAUUAUAAAAAGAAAAAAAAUAUUUUUAACAUAGCAAAUUGCACCAUUGUAACACUGAUAGAAAAAGAAAUUUAAGUCUUAUAGAGCUUUAAAAAA